AUGAGUGAUUUCAAAGCUAUUGGCAAGGCUUUCAUCGAUUAUUAUUAUAGCAAAUUCGAUGCAGGUCCACGUGAAGGCGUCGCAGCACUCUAUGAACCAACAAAUGGCAUGAUGAGCUUCAACAAUGCAGAUUUUGCCAAAGGUGCGCAAGAUAUCGCCGAAAAAUUGCGUUCAUUGACAUUUCAAACCAUCAGUCAUACCGUCUCAACCAUGGACAUUCAGCCAACAUAUGAUAAUUGCAUUCUAAUCGUCGUUACCGGUGCAUUGAAAGCAGAUAAUGAUCCACCAAUGCAAUUCACUGAAACGUUUCUACUACGUUUUAUCAAUAAUUCAUGGCUUGUAAUCAACAACGUUUUUCGACUUAUUCUUCACGGUUGA
This is a messenger RNA of Adineta ricciae, 378 nucleotides long. The record is from the annotation of a GenBank genome assembly. NCBI's taxonomy places the organism in Eukaryota, Metazoa, Rotifera, Eurotatoria, Adinetida, Adinetidae.